Messenger RNA from Suricata suricatta (meerkat), 2767 nucleotides. RefSeq names its product GDP-mannose pyrophosphorylase B (gene GMPPB). Gene Ontology annotation, molecular function: mannose-1-phosphate guanylyltransferase (GTP) activity; GTP binding. The record is from RefSeq and is a predicted model, not a curated record. The coding region runs from base 146 to 1228 and encodes 360 amino acids. The transcript is spliced from 10 exons. Gene Ontology annotation, biological process: cell wall mannoprotein biosynthetic process; GDP-mannose biosynthetic process. Gene Ontology annotation, cellular component: cytoplasm. Lineage: Eukaryota; Metazoa; Chordata; Mammalia; Carnivora; Herpestidae.
CAACGUCACCACCCGCCUCGGUCCGGCCUGAGUUCGGAGCCAGCCGCCCUCCGUCUGGCGUCGCGUCCUGUUCUGUGCGGCCCCAGGCGGGAGUCAAGGCGGACUGGGCGGCCAAGGCAGAGCCAGAGUGGGUCAGUCUGGCGCGAUGAAGGCACUGAUCUUGGUGGGCGGCUAUGGAACGCGUCUGCGGCCGCUGACGCUGAGCAUCCCGAAGCCACUGGUGGAUUUCUGCAAUAAGCCCAUCUUGCUGCACCAAGUGGAGGCUCUGGCCGCGGCGGGCGUGGACCACGUGAUUCUGGCGGUGAGCUACAUGUCUCAGGUGCUGGAGAAGGAAAUGAAGGCGCAGGAGCAGAGGCUGGGAAUCCGAAUUUCCAUGUCUCACGAAGAGGAGCCUUUAGGGACAGCUGGGCCCUUGGCACUGGCCCGUGACUUGCUCUCUGAGACUGCAGACCCUUUCUUCGUUCUCAACAGUGAUGUGAUCUGCGAUUUCCCCUUCCAAGCCAUGGUGCAGUUCCACAGGCACCAUGGCCAGGAGGGCUCCAUCCUGGUGACCAAAGUGGAGGAACCCUCCAAGUAUGGUGUGGUGGUAUGUGAGGCUGAUACAGGCCGCAUUCACCGGUUUGUGGAGAAGCCGCAGGUGUUUGUGUCCAACAAGAUCAACGCAGGCAUGUACAUUCUGAACCCUGCAGUGCUGCGACGCAUCCAGCUGCAGCCUACAUCCAUUGAGAAGGAGAUCUUUCCUGUCAUGGCCAAGGAGGGGCAGCUAUAUGCCAUGGAACUGCAGGGCUUCUGGAUGGACAUAGGGCAGCCUAAGGAUUUCCUCACCGGCAUGUGCCUCUUCCUACAGUCCCUGCGACAGAAGCAGCCUGAGCAACUGUGCUCAGGCCCUGGCAUUGUGGGCAACGUGCUGGUGGACCCAAGUGCCCGCAUUGGCCAGAACUGCAGCAUUGGCCCCAACGUAAGCCUGGGUCCUGGCGUGGUGGUAGAGGACGGAGUGUGCAUCCGGCGAUGCACAGUGCUGCGAGACGCCCACAUCCGAUCCCACUCCUGGCUUGAGUCCUGCAUUGUGGGCUGGCGCUGCCGCGUGGGCCAGUGGGUGCGCAUGGAGAAUGUGACAGUGCUGGGUGAGGACGUCAUAGUUAACGACGAGCUCUACCUCAACGGGGCCAGCGUGCUGCCCCACAAGUCUAUUGGCGAGUCGGUGCCGGAGCCUCGCAUCAUCAUGUGAGAGGAUGCCACAGGGCCCGCUGAGUCUCCAUUUCCCCACUGGCAUGGGGAGCCCUGGGUUGACACAUCGAAAGGCCCUGGACUCGCCGUUGUCUCAGAGGACUAGAUAAGGCCGAAGCUGCUGGACACCUGCCCUCUCCUGUGGACAUAAUUUGUCAGGACCCUUGCUGGGCAUCCUUCACAAAGCCCACUCCCUCAAAAAGGGCCGGGCCAGGGCUGUAUGGAAUAAUAAUUUAAUGUUCACUGUGGCCCUGACUGAAAGUCAAGCUCAGGCACAAUUAGGACAUGGCUGGGCUCCUGCCAAUGAGGUUACACGCAGAAAAGGAGGUUGGACAUGGUGGGGGUGGGGAAGACAUGGGGAACAGGGCAAGAGGAGCUCAUAAAUAGGGCCCAGCCUGGGUCUGAGUUCAAGGGUGGAGGCUGCUGCUAUGUGGGCUAGGCGGCUGAGGAAGUGCUACUGGCACUGGCUGCCUUCUCCCAAUCCUCUACAGACACGAUGGUGGCUUUGCAGAAGAAGCAAUCCUUGUUGUUCAUCAGGUGCUGAUUGAUGCAGGCUCUACAAAGGGGGGGGGGAGGAGGAGGAGGGCCUGUGUAUCCCUGCUGCUUCCCCAGCCCCCUGCACUCAUGGGGCCCACUUACUUGCAGGACUUGUGGCCACACGGCUGGAACACGGCAGAAAUGGGGUGAGCAUAGCAAAUGGGGCAGAGGUCCUCCUCACUGGUGGGCUACAGGGAGCAGAGUGCAGGGAGGGCUGGGGUCAGAUACCCAGACAGGGAGACCUAGACCAUACCCCUGUGGUAUGCACAGUUGUGCCAACAUGUGUUCUAGUGGUGUGGUCUGUGCAGUGGCCCCCCACUCACCAGGGAGGCAGCUGCUGCCUGGGCAGACGCAGAAGUCAAGUGUGCCAGCAUCUGUUCCACCUGGGCCAGCUCCUCAACACUGAUGUAGUCUGUGUCUGGGGAGGUGGGGGCAGGUGUCAGAGACCCAAUAUGGCCCUAGAACCCAGUGCCUCUUAAAUACCACAACUUGGGGAUUUGUUCUGGAGACUCCUGCUGAUCUAGCCCAGCCCCAAAUCCCUCUUCCCUGGCCCACUCACAGCUCUGCAGGGAGAAGCGCUUCUGGUCAGGGGCAGGCAGGGCAGUGCCAGGGGUAGGGGGCUCUGGCUGCCCCAGGAGAUAGCAUAUAGAGCGGAGCUGGAAGCAGGGAUCAGCCAGGAGCACUGACGUGGCUCUCUCUGUCCUAGGUGGAAGAGGGUGCAAGGGUAGUCAGAAGGUCGGGCUUAUCUGAAAGCAGUAUCCAUUGGAGGGGUAGGGGUGGAAGACAACUCAGUCCACCUGCAUUAUUGCCUCCGUUCCACCCCACCUCCCUGCCGCUCACAUUGCCUCUCCCCCUACCUUCCCUUCCCAGUCCUAGGUCCCAGUAAAAACCCAUACAGCCCAGGUACCAGUUUAAAUGGGUGACUAGCAGAUAUUGAAAGUCUGCCCACCCCCUAAUAAUGCACUAACUCCAAAGAAAAAUAAAUAGCACUAGCAGCUUAAAA